GCGAACUUUGCUCGUCAGACUUCUGCACCAAUUCUUCUGGUCGCCCGUGAAGGGCCACAGUUUCGCUCCUCUGCUAUUUUGGCUCUCUGCGGAGACGAAUCCCUUUCAUGAUCGGGCGUUUCCCCCCUCUCAUUAGCCCCUCGCGAGGCUUUUAGUGCUUUCUUGUUGUUCCGAGAGUCUGCGAGGCGAGGAUUUGGAAUGCUACUUCGGGUCUGGGGCAUCGAGAUCGGCGCAUGGUGGCGAGGUUGAGGAGCAUUGUCGUGCACUCGAGCAGGAUUUUCUCUCGCGGGAUUGCCCGUCGCGGCAUCGUGAAAGUAUGGAAUUGAGAAGAAGUUGUGGCUUUCGUUGCUGUCGCUGUCGCUGCUACUGCUGCUGCUGCUUCUGUUGUUGAUGUGGCGCAAUUUUGUAGCAGAACGUCCUGGUUUGGGUUUUUGGGGAGGGCGAAGAGCUUUCGGUAGUGCAUUCGGACGAAAGCUUAAGUCGGUCGCGGAGGAGAGAGAUCGAAUGAAUGGCUACACACAAUGCUCUGCAGAGUGUGCUCCACACCGCCAGUAUGCGGGAAUUGUCGCUUGCCAGCUUGGGGCCCUAUCCUGCUGCCGUGCCUUCUUCAAGGUCAAGUUGGAAUGGUGGAGCAUGGCUCGUCUCGAGUAGUUCCAAGCAUUUUCUCGACAGAAAUGAAUUGACGAUUUUGUUGCAGCGGGGUAGAAGAAAUCAGAAAUUGAACCGGGAUUUUUCACAACGUUGCUCAAUUUCCUGCGAGGGCGGAAAUGACGAAGACAGAUGGGGUAGUCAUGGUCAUGGCUGGGAUGUCCAGAGCCCAGGCCAAAGACGCAGCUCCUACGUUCCCUUGGCCUUGUCAACGUUGCCUAUCACUCAGCCUUCUCCUGAUGCUGAGAAGACAGAAAAAUGGAGAUUGGAUGACGAAAUUACCGAGCUACAGGGGCUACAGAAGCAGCUGAUUUCAUGCAAGAAUUUGAGAGAAAAAAUUUCGGCCAUAGAGACCAGCAGACGAGUGAAAAAUGCAUUUAACGGCAUUGGACGAUCCGGAAUAUAUGUAAAACCAGCUAUUGCUCUGGCAGGCAAGGUGCUUGACGAGAGAAGCCUGUAUGUAUUGAAGUGUCUGGUUGCCAUUGGUCAAGAUCAUUUGUUAGAUUAUUCCGUUGCUCUGGAAGACGCCUUCUUCGUCCAAGACGAGUCCAAUCACAGGACCAUCUCUUCAACCGAGGGAAAGCCAGUCAGUUCAGUGAAGGAAGUCCUGAAAAGAUUAGCAAAGGCCAUUGAGAAUUGGGAUGGAUCCGGUAACCAGUUCUGGCAAAGCAUGCCAAAUCUCAUCACGAAUUGGAGCCAUGAAAUGCUUGACUUCAGUGAUACUGAAGAAACAAUAGCUUUGGAAAGUCUUGAGGAUCCUAGUGAUGGAGGGGAGGACCGUGUCUUGCAAUCGCUUACAGAUCUUACAAAAGUGCUUGAGCGUCUUGAGAAAUUCUACGACAGCAUUGGUGGCAUUGUAGGGUAUCAGUUGAAAGUGCUGGAGUUAAUCAAGGCAUCUGAAUUAGGGGAAGAGCCAAGUUCUGAUGGCCCUGAUUUUUCCAAUGGGCGGUUUUCCGUCCCAAGAGGUCCCGAUCUUGCUAGUGAUCAAGCGUUUGCCAUGCAGGCUGCCAGUUGGGGCCUCGAGGGAUUAUCAAAGAUGGGAGAGAUCUACCCGUUAGGAGGAGCUGGAGAUCGAUUGGGUUUGGUAGAUGAAGUAACGGGAGAGUGUCUUCCUGUAGCUAUGCUACCAUACUGCGGUAGAACGCUGCUGGAAGGUCUUAUUAGGGACCUGCAGGCAAGGGAGUUCUUGCAUUUUAAGGUUUUUGGUAGGCAACAUAUCACACCCGUGGCGAUAAUGACGAGUGCUGCCAAGAAGAACAAUGAACGAGUAUUGGCUCUUUGCAAAAGUCAUGGCUGGUUUGGGCGGGGGAAGGAGAAUUUCCGGCUCUUUGAACAGCCUCUCGUACCGACCGUGGCAGCUGCUGAUGGUCAGUGGUUAGUUACUGGCCCCUUCCAAGCUGUUCUGAAACCCGGUGGUCAUGGAGUCAUCUGGAAAUUAGCCUACGACGAGGGAAUUCUCCAAUGGUUUCAAAGCAAGGAUCGCAAAGCAGCCAUCGUCCGACAAAUCAGCAAUCCAAUUGCAGCAACAGAUUGCACUCUCUUGGCUUUGUCUGGCAUGGGCCUUCGAUAUGAAAAGAAGUUUGGAUUUGCAUCUUGUGAUCGUAAUGUGGGAACUGCGGAAGGUGUCAACGUGUUGAUGGAAAGACGGCUUCCUGAUGGUCGUUGGGAGUAUGGAGUGACAUGUAUAGAAUACACAGAAUUCAAUAAGCUCGGAAUCUUAGAUGUGCCUAUUGCACCUGGCAGUACACAGGCCCAGUAUCCUGCAAAUACCAAUGUUCUCUUUGUGGACCUGCCGUCAGUGGAGCACAUUGCAUCCAGUCAGUCUGCUGCCUCGUUACCCGGAAUGAUUUUGAACUUGAAAAAACCAGUGAAAUACGUUGACCAUUUGGGUCACAAGCAUAGCGUUCUAGCCGGUCGAUUGGAGUGUACUAUGCAAAAUAUAGCUGAUUCUCUGGUGAACAAAAGAUCCUCCAGGCUUCCAUCCAAGGAUCAUGACAAACUUGAUACAUAUGUAAUAUACAAUCAAAGAAGAAAGGUGACGUCCUCAGCGAAAAGACGACGGAAGCCUGGAGAGCACUCUCUUCAUCAGACGCCAGAUGGAUCUUUCUUGGACGUCACAAGGAAUGCCUUCGACUUGCUCAGUCAUUGUGGUGUACACAUGCCCGAGAUGGAGGAUAAUCAUCGCUACGUUGAUUCUGGACCACCAUUCAUCGUUCUCAUCCACCCAUCUAUAGGACCACUUUGGGAUAUUGUGUCACAAAAGAUUCAAGGAGGUUCUUUAACCCCGAGAUCAGAGCUACAGCUCGAAAUAUCCGAGUUUGCUUGGACAGAUGUGCAGUUGGAUGGAAGUUUACUAGUCCGAGCUACGAAUGUAAUGGGCGCUGUCGAGUCCAAUGAAAGCGGGGAAGGCAUACUUCAAUACGGCGUGAGGUGUGGCAAAUGCAGAUUGAACAAUGUAAAUGUGACAAACAAAGGAGUUGAUUGGGAGUGCAAGAACAAUAUAUAUUGGCAAAACAAGAUCAGUAGGUUAGAAUCUUUGGAGAUUAUUUUAGAAGAUAAUGCAGAAUUCGAAGCUAACAAUGUAACAAUAGAGGGUUCACAGAAGUUUUUUGUGCCCAAGGGGCAUCGAAUGAUUGUGACGAAUUCCCUCUCAGGGAUGUCUUGUACAUUGGAAAAACUGUCAGAAUCAUUAUCACCCCAAGGAUCCUGGUCAUGGAGGUACGAUCUACAAGCAAACGGUGAAGUAUUGCUGGAGAUGAUUACUUCAGAUGAUAGCUCAUACGUUGCAAACGAGGUUUCAAAGGUUUAAAUUCCAAUUGUAUUGCGAUUAGAUAGAAAGAUCUCUUUGUUUCUUCACUCAUCUGGUGUAGAUGAAAAGAGAAUGGACGAUGUUCUCCCAGUUUCGAACAUCGUUCUUGGUUCCAAUGUAAACAGUUGUCUCGGACUGCGGUGGAUGUACAAUAUCUGAAAUCUCCACUAGGGAGAGUGAGUGAACUAGUCAAGAAACUGGAGAGAUUGCAGAUGGUUGCAAUCUUAGUCCAGGUAAGCGAUGGAUUUAGAGUAGACGUGGUCAUUCAUUUUUUCAUUUUGGACUAGAAGCCAGUCCUACUGAGAGAGUCUCUCAUUUGUACGAUUUGAAACAUAGCAAAUACCCAACACUUUGUACAACUUCAUCUUCUUGAUGAAGUAGCGGACAUCUACCAGCUUUCAUUGACCGGUGACAAUGUUCCUCUCUGGAGUAAAAUCAGAUCGGAAAUCAGCUCUCAGCCACUUU
This is a messenger RNA of Marchantia polymorpha subsp. ruderalis, 3922 nucleotides long. The record is from the annotation of a GenBank genome assembly. NCBI's taxonomy places the organism in Eukaryota, Viridiplantae, Streptophyta, Marchantiopsida, Marchantiales, Marchantiaceae.